AUUUCUUUUUUCCAUUGGAGCAGGCAAAACCACAAGAUCAGUGGGCAAAACAGUGGACAGCCCUGCGGCCCUGCCAUGCUCUGCCUAAGCUCUAUUUUUAUUAUUGUCAAUAAUAAUAAUAAUAAUAAUAAUAUUUAUUUUGGUUCAGGAGAACCGCGGUUUGAGGUUUGAGGUUCAGGAGAACAAGUUUGAGGUUAUCUCAACUGUUGCGCACGGGAGCCCCUUUUUUUAUUGUGACCAAGGAGAUUGUGGCAGAUAAUAAUAAUAAUCUUUAUUGGCUCAGAAGAGCCAGUAAAGAUGAAUAUAAGUAACAGGCGACAGAGAGCAGUUUAACCAGCCACUGUAGUUUGUUUGACAGAGUGAGCCGUAGUCAAGAUUUACCAUGUUUCGAAUUGUGUUGACACUCAAAGAACUCGGCAGUACCUUCGGCCGUUCAAACCGUUUGGCAAAGCUCGUACGGGUGUGCACCGUUUGCACCAAAGGAAGUCACGGGAAAACCUCUAACCGCAGCUAUGGCACGCAGGGCCUUAGGAACGGCAGCAGUUUACUGUGGUCCAAACAGCGGGAAAAAGAGAUACCGCGACGGGUGUACAGUACAGAUAGCCUUCCCAACUAUCGGAAGGUCUUGCUUCCUGCGCUGUCGCCAACGAUGGAGACGGGGACGGUCAUCUCCUGGGAGAAGAAAGAAGGGGACAAGCUGAACAAGGGCGACCUCCUGUGCGAAAUUGAAACCGACAAGUCAGUGAUGAGCCUCGAGAGCCCCGAAGAGGGCUACCUGGCCAAGAUCGUCGUCCCGGCCGACACCAAGGACGUACACCUUGGCAGGGUCCUCUGCAUUCUUGUCUACAGUGAGGCAGACAUUGCUGCCUUCGGAGACUUUGAGGGCGACAGAACUACAGUUCCUGCUGGUCAGCCCAAGGCUGCGGUUUCGGCUUCGACUCCGGCUAGCACCCAGAUGAAUUACAUAGACAUCCCUCGGACGAGCAUGCGCCAGACAAUCGCAAAAUGGCUUCUCUUGUCAAAGCAGACAGUACCCCACUUCUACCUUACAGUGGACAUUGAAAUGAACGCCGUCAUAAAGCUUCGUGAGGAGUUAAACCAAACGAUGCAGAAGGACAAGAUCAAGAUCUCGGUGAACGACUUUGUGAUCAAGGCCACUGCCCUGGCGUGCAAGAAGGUGCCGCAGACAAACUCCUCGUGGCAGGGAACUUUCAUCCGACAGUACGAGUCGGUCAAUGUAGACAUGGCCGUGAGUGUGCCUGGCGGUCUCGUUGCUCCGACCGUGUUUGGAGCGGAGAAAAAGGGGCUCGCGAGCAUCAGUGAGGAGACGAAAAGUUUGGCUUCAAAAGCACGAGACAAGAAAUUACAGCCGCACGAAUUUCAGGGCGGAACAAUAACCGUAACCAACCUUGGAAUGCUUGGUAUCGAGAACUUCUCUGCAAUCAUCAACCCUCAUCAGGUUUGCACCCUGGCCGUCGGCUGCACACGAGACGUUUUGGUUCCAGGCGAAGACAGCUCCACGAGGUAUCGGACAGCGAAGAUGAUGUCGGUGACAUUGAGCUGCGACCACCGCGUUGUGGAUGGGGCAGUAGGAGCACAAUGGCUGCAGCACUUCAAGCAACUGCUGGAGAGGCCAGAUCUCAUACUGCUCUGAGGACUGCCCCAUCAUGCUCACCACUUGUAAUUUAUGUUAGAUAGCAUCUGCUAACUCAUGUUAGUCAGCAUACGAGUUACCAGACAUCUAAAAAGCGAACAAAAAGCCUUGAGUAGCGAAGUUAGUAUCACGAUGCAUGGUGUUAGACAAAUCAGAAAUUCAUAGUUUUGAUCGGGCGUGAUUCAGUCUGCAGAUGGGAAGCCUGGUUUAGGGCCCCAGUCAGUUUAUGUGACAUGACAUCUAGGUGUUGUAGUGAGGGUGAUUACACAUAUUUUGUGCUACCGAAUGUUAUCAUCGAUGGUACUAUAUGUGGCAAACCGAAUGUCGCAAGUGGCAGCUUUGUCAUGAGAAAUUCUAGUCACCCUCCUUGUACUGGGCAUUGUUAUGGGGCUUAUGGGGAGUAGCCACAGGCCACAAUGGUUGUGUGUGUUGCUGUUGACAGCGAGAUUUCUAGAUUCAUUUUGUAUGCAAUCAAAGCCUUCUUGGGCUCGUGCUGACGAGCAGAUAUAUGAAUUACCUUCUAUUGUAAGAUAUGGGAAAUGACCCAACAUUUUGGUAUUCACACAUUCCAAGGCAGCAAGGUAACUCUGCUAGUAUUGGCAGGGGCGGAUUGAUGAUUAGGGCUUGGGGGGUCGGUGGGGAUUUUUUUAAUGUUUUUCAGUCGUGCGGGCUACUCAUUGUUAGGAUAUCAGAAACGGAAGCCAGUAAUCGUGUUUUAAAUUUUGUUACAGCCUAAAAGCGUCCACCGAAGUUUUAUUAGUUUCUCAUUGUAUUUUAUAAUCCCACACUUGCUGCUUCACUUCAGCGUUUAAAAGUUUUACACUAUAAGUAGUAAAAAAAAAAAAAAGUAGGAGAACAUUCUGUGGCAAUUUUCUAAUCAGUAUAUGCCAUAGUUUCCCUAUACAUGUAUAUUGUCAGCAUACUUGUGCAGGGUUCUAUAUUUUACAUCUAAACAGUGACUAUCCCCAUUUAAAAGCACAGGCAAUUGAAUCAUGCAGUGUGACGAAGUUUUUGUAAAGACUCAAUCAAAUAACAACAGAUCAGGUUAGACAAAAAACACCACUAAGAUCGGAGGAGAAAAGAUUUAUUUGCAUGACAAAUGCCUCGCCUCAUACGCGAGCGAUGUGCAGAAAAUGCUUAGGUAGAAUAAGGUGUCGAAAGAGCAGCGUCGUUUAACAGCGCCUAAACUGCAACUUACCAUCGUAACAGCUGUAGAACUUUCCUCCCGGUCACUUCAUCUGACAAAGGCUCACUUUGUAUUUGGAGGUCAACAGCACUUCCCCGGUACCCAAAUCACUCUCUUGCCGAGGAGUAGACGUGUGAACGGCUAAUAAACAGCAGGUGGAAUGCGCCAUUAAAAGCUGCAGCAUGCACAUCACCAGGUGCUUGAAGUCAAGCGUCAGCGAAAAACCGGCCAACCCGCGACGGAGGAGUACAGAUGAAUGGGGGCGAAACUGCAAACAAGGUUUCGCUCCUCUCUCUACCUUUGGUUUCUUUCGCAGAUCUUGAAGCUGCAGUAUUCUUGGCACCCUGAGCCGCCUAACUCCCCCUCACAGGUAGCCCGAUGGACCAUUCCUAACUUGUAAAACGUGAGCACUCGCGUUUCCGAGGUACCCUUGCUCAGGCCCGACGCCAGGCUCAGAACUCGCCACACGCAUGGCGCGGGCCGUGUUCGCCUCCCCUCUACCCCCUUAGCUGAGUGUUGGGGUCAUGGUGGACUUUUCCCGCCUCUCUUCGCCUUUCAACCUCCUAAGCGCAAAGAGAAAGUUUUACACAGUAGCAGGCGCUCGAUCACACAAAGCUUCGGGAAGAGCCUUUUCUUUUCAAGUGUACAAACAAACAGUUGCAGAGUGUUUUUUGGAAGAAGAGAAGAAACUAUCUGGAAAAUAAACAAGUUGAAAUACGGCAGUGCCACUCGUUCAGGGAGCAGAAUAGUGAACAGGCAAUGUCCCUUUUCCAUCCCCAUGCCAACCCUAAACGGAACAAUUACAAAAACAUGGGAGUCAAGUGAACAGCGUGUCUGGAAGAUGCCGAACGAUUAGGUGGCCAUAAACAACCUCCAUCUGUAAACGGACACGCCGCGUGGAGAUGUGUUGCAUCAGAGAGGCAAUGCGGAGAGCAAGUCAUCUGCUUCUUGUGACAUCAUUGAAAGCCUUUGAACUGCCUUUUACACUUGUUUUUACGUCAAAUAAAUAUAUUUUU
This is a messenger RNA of Ixodes scapularis (black-legged tick), 3856 nucleotides long. Its product is annotated as dihydrolipoyllysine-residue acetyltransferase component of pyruvate dehydrogenase complex, mitochondrial. The record is from RefSeq and is a predicted model, not a curated record. Gene Ontology annotation, molecular function: dihydrolipoyllysine-residue acetyltransferase activity. NCBI's taxonomy places the organism in Eukaryota, Metazoa, Arthropoda, Arachnida, Ixodida, Ixodidae. The coding region runs from base 383 to 1654 and encodes 423 amino acids. Gene Ontology annotation, biological process: pyruvate decarboxylation to acetyl-CoA. Gene Ontology annotation, cellular component: pyruvate dehydrogenase complex. The transcript is spliced from 11 exons.